CUGAGUCUAGAUGUAGCCGUCAGGGUGGCAGCACAUGGUGUGUGAGUCAGCAGCGUUUUCAACGAAUCUCCUCUGCUCUUUGUCUGGCUGUGAAGGGCGUUUCUGUACGAGUUUACAACAGAGGAACUGUUCCUAGCUCAGGAUUGCUAUCUGCUGCCAGAGAUCUCAAAAGGCUGGGAUGGAGGAGGAGGCCCAGUGCUUCCUGAGGAGGUUUGUGCAGGAAUUCCCUGCUGCUCUGAAGGAAGACAGACCACUGCCAGUCAGCUCUCUGAGUCGUAAAGUCUCCUUGGAGGAGCUGCAUGGAGAGAGCCUGGAGCUGGGCCAGAGGCUGCUGGCUGCUCGAGCUGCUCCUUCAGGCUUUAGUGUGCUCCUGUGCCAAGCAGCGAUCACCCAGCUUCUGAAGGAAGACCUGUCACUGUUUCAGUGUCCCCAGGAAGCUCAAGCAAGCCUGGAAGAGGAGGAAAAAGUAUUCUUACUUGAGUCAGAAGCAGUCCAACGGCUCUUCUUGAACCAGCUGAUAGAUGUAGCGCUGAGAUGGAAUCAAGAGCUCCCCAAGUACCCCUUGUCCUCUUCCCACAGCUUUCAGUGUUCUGUUCACGCCAUCAAGAACACAAGGAGGAAGAUGGAAGACAAACAUGUGGUGCUGGCUGAAUUUAACCAGCUCUUCGGGAUCCAGGACGGAGUGGACCGUGCCUACUACGCUGUGUUCGAUGGACAUGGAGGGGUGGAUGCUGCCACUUACGCUGCCACUCACCUCCAUGUUGCUCUGAGCAAACAGGAGAUGCUGAAGAGUGAUGCUGACGUGGCUUUUAAAAGGGCCUUCAAGCACACAGACGACAUGUUCAGACGUAAAGCCAAGCGGGAGCGUCUGCGGAGUGGGAGCACAGCGGUGGCUGUGCUGAUCCACGGUCAGCAGCUGACUGUGGCUUGGCUUGGAGACUCUCAGGCAAUGUUGGUUAGAAAGGGACAGGGUGUUACACUCAUGGAGCCCCACAAACCGGAGAGAGAGGAUGAGAAACAGAGAAUAGAAGAUCUUGGGGGUUGUAUUACGUUCAUGGGUUGCUGGCGUGUUAAUGGCACCUAUGCUGUCUCCAGAGCCAUCGGUGACUUUGACCAGAAGCCAUAUGUGUCCGGGGACGCAGAUUCUUCAACCAUCCAGCUGCUGGGGGAUGAGGACUAUGUGCUGCUGGCGUGUGAUGGUUUCUUUGAUGCCGUCAAACCUUCCGAGGUCCCAGAACUGGUUGUUGAUGCACUCCAGGAGACUGGUGACCCUGAAGGUAGAGAAGAUCAUCCACCAAAACAAGUUGAAGAUGGUGUGGCACACAGAGUUGCUGAGAAGUUGGUAGGUUAUGCUAAGGCUGCAGGGUCCAGUGAUAACAUCACGGUAAUGGUAGUGUUCCUGUGUCCGACCGGGCCGCUGCUGGCUGGAACUGGACAUAGGCUCCACCUGUGAGCCAUGGUCCUGUUUGACAGACUUCCUCAUCUCCUGGACUCAGAUGAUGGCCCUCACAUAAACACAACUGAGUGGGGAGGACAAAACUGCUUCCAACUUCUAGAAGUCAAAUUAUCCCCAGCCCAUAAUUGUGCCAGAAUGGCACUUGUCUAUAUAUCAUACAUGGAUAAGAAACAAUGUAAAAACCAUGUUACUUGAGCUUAUAUGGGCUUUAAACGGGAUUUACAAUGGAUCUCAAAAUAUACAUACCCCUGUGGAAAUAGCCAGUAUUGUUACAUCCCAUAAUGCAAUACCCUAAAUGACUAGAAACAAUGCCUGCCUAAGAGAUGGGGCUAUACCCUGCACGGAUAACCAGUCUGUCACAGGGCAACAUGAACAAGACCAACAACCUUUUUACACACACACACACACACACUCACACACCUACCUGAGGGCAAUUUACAGCGGCCACUUAGACUAACCUGCCUGUCUUUAGACAGUAGAUGGAAGCUGGAGUACCCAGUGGGAACACGUGUAAGCAUAGGGAGAACUACACUCAGAACGUGACAGAUCACCAUGCAACUGUCAGUAGGGAUCCAACGUCUAGGUUCUGACUCAGUUCUCAUGCAUUUGCCCUCCAUCUAAAGAAAGUUUUAGGAAUGUUAGUUUUAGGUCUUGGUUAAUGUCUGAUCCAUUAAAAGAAAUAAAAUAAUAUACUUUUUGGUAAUUAAUGGGUUAAUUGAGAAACUGUUACCAUGGUGAUAAAAAGUCGAUGUUCUCUAAGUUGCUGUAGUUAAAUAAUAAUUUUUCACUUAAAAACUGUUACUAUUUUUCCCUGCAACACAUUGAGCCCAGCUAGUUCUGUUAUUGGAUCAUGGGACUGAAAGCACGCCCUCCCCUGACUUGUUUAACAGUCCCUAACCCAAACAGAAAGUAGCCACUUGUCUGCUGAGUCUUGUGCACACUCACAUUGGCAGAGCUGAGCAGUUGAGCUCACACACAUCAUGAUGUCAUCUGGGACUUUCCAAACAAAAAGUUCCACCUGUGCAGUCUUAGCAUGGCAUAGACUGCAUGCGAGUGCACAUGAUUUCUCAUAAAGGAUGGUCAUGCAUGAUCAUUUCAUUCAGUAAUGCCAAUAAUUCAUGGUUGGCCUUGUUUGGACCUUUGAUCCAUUUAUUAGAGGAACAUUUUAAAGCUGAAACUCCGCCUGGUUAGAGAUUGUAGUGUGAAAGUAAAGCCUUUCCCCCUGUGACAGAUUUCAACAUAUCAUUUUAACCUGUAUGUAUUCAACUAACCUUAUCAGAUUUAAUAUAUUGAUUUAUUUUGAGCUGUAUAAGUUACAUUUCAGAGUGUUCUCUUAGCACAGUUUAGUCAUAUCUGUGACAGUGAGGCUGUUACCAUUUUAAUCUGAAUGUGUUUCAGGCUUCAUCUUCUUAACAAUCUGUUCUGUUGAUGCCAUCAGUAUUAAAUGCUUGUUCUGGAUGGAACUGUGUUUUAAAGCUAAAGGACCCAAAGAUCCUGGUUUUAAUGUUCCUCAUGGAAACGUCUAGUCUGUAGCCCCUUUCAGAUCAUAGUUCUGUAAUAAUUACUGUAAUGGAACCUUUUGUUCUGUGCUAACGUCUCAUGACUGUGUUAAACAUAUGAUUUAUCUUAUGUCAUGUCUUUAUGCUUAUGGACUCAGUGUGGAAUAGAUUUCUCUGCUUUGCCAGUCUGCAGAAAUCAGCCAGCACUGAUUUCUGCAGCUGCAAGAAAUGGAUAAACAGAAGUCAGUUCUCAGUCUGUCCUGUGAACAGUUUUGCGCUUCUCCUGUCCUUUGGUAUAAAGUACAUGUACUUACUCUGUAGGUCAGAGGUUACACUCUGAUGCAGAAGCUCUGUGUUACAGUAUUUGGUCUCAUCUUGUAAGAUACUUUAAAAAACCUGGCUGAGUGAGUCUUAGCUUAACAGUGAUUGGAUAAUUUUAUCGCUUCAUCACUUUACACCCCCCCCUCCCCCCCACCCCCAGUCAUGCCUUCACCAUUACCGCCCUGUGCUCUGUGUCCUCCUUAAGUGGAUCAGUAUGUCCCCCCAAAUCUCCAACCUCCAGUUCCACAAUAAAAGCUUUCAGCUAAUCAAUGCAGCCAGAACUCAUAGAUCACAGCUUGAAAGUAAAUCCUUAAAGGCGCUACUGGAACCUUUAUAACUGUCUUGUAAAAGAUAGCAGGCUAAUAAAAGCUGACACCAAACUGUGCUGAGACAAAGUAUUAAAUGCCUUUUUUCAUCUCUUAAGAAAAUGUUGAUGUUAAACUUGUUGGCUGGUGUACUAAGUCCAACUCUGUCAGUGUUAUUUACUCAUGUUUGAUGAUUCUUUUGAAAAAAGUUUAUGUUUUUAGAAAUGGUUACUAACCACGUCUCAUUGGAUAUGAUGUCACAAUGUUACCUCUGAAUAUUCACUGAUGGAACCAUACUCUCUUACACGGUGUAUUAAUGACAGCGUUGGUUUUGCAGUUUUGUAUUUACUAAUGACUAAAUAAAAAACAUAAUGGUAAUCAUUAA
Girardinichthys multiradiatus is the source of this 3966-nucleotide messenger RNA. RefSeq names its product protein phosphatase, Mg2+/Mn2+ dependent, 1F (gene ppm1f). The coding region runs from base 179 to 1453 and encodes 424 amino acids. Gene Ontology annotation, biological process: negative regulation of protein kinase activity; protein dephosphorylation. NCBI's taxonomy places the organism in Eukaryota, Metazoa, Chordata, Actinopteri, Cyprinodontiformes, Goodeidae. The record is from RefSeq and is a predicted model, not a curated record. Gene Ontology annotation, cellular component: cytosol. The transcript is spliced from 8 exons. Gene Ontology annotation, molecular function: cation binding; protein serine/threonine phosphatase activity.